Pyricularia oryzae 70-15 is the source of this 219-nucleotide messenger RNA. RefSeq lists its product as uncharacterized. NCBI's taxonomy places the organism in Eukaryota, Fungi, Ascomycota, Sordariomycetes, Magnaporthales, Pyriculariaceae. The transcript has 4 exons. Bases 1 to 219 code for a protein of 72 amino acids. The record is from RefSeq and is a predicted model, not a curated record.
AUGUUUAUUACCGUUGAAAUCAUCGAAAAGGGGUGCUUUGACUCUUUGCAGCCAUGGAACUCCGCGCAGAUCGUCUACCUAAAUCUGGGCGGGCGAGUAGUGAUUCUUUUGGAGAAGAUUGGUGACUCGGGAAAUAACGCACUUUAUCAAGCCAACUUAUUCGUCCAAGUGCAGCAUUCGUUGACGGCCGACCCCGCCUUUGGUGGAAGAUCCCUGUAA